UACGGCAUCAUGUCUUUAUAUACAAUACAUGUAGCUAGACUAGUCUAGUGCGAAUCUGGCCAUCCGCUCACAGAAUGGCAGUGAGCGGCAUGAGCAGGGAGGAGCGCUGGAGCCUGGCCGGCAAGACGGCGCUCGUCACCGGCGGAACCAAGGGGAUCGGGCGCGCGAUCGUGGAGGAGCUCGCCGGGUUCGGCGUCCGCGUGCACACCUGUUCCCGGAGCGACGCCGACGUGCAGGAGCGGGUGCGAGGGUGGGACGCCGACGUCGACGCCGGACGCCUGCGCGGGCGCGUCACAGCGUCCACCUGCGACGUCUCCGUGCGCGCCGACAGGGAGGCGCUCUGGGCCGCGGCCCGCGCCGAGCUCGGAGGGAGGCUGGACAUCCUCGUCAACAACGCCGGACAGACCUUCUUCAGUGCAGUGGCAGGGACCAAGGAGGAGGACUACGCCCGCCUCAUGGCCACCAACCUCGAGUCCUGCUUCCACCUCGCCCAGCUCGCGCACCCGCUCCUCCUUGUCCCGAGCGGCGGAGGCGUGGUGGUGAACGUCUCCUCCAUCGGCGGGAUUCUCGGCUACCCGCAGCUGUCCGUGUACUCGGCGACCAAGGCGGCCGUGAACCAGCUCACCCGUAACCUCGCCGUCGAGUGGGCGCCCGACGGCAUCCGCGUCAACUGCGUCGCACCUGGAGGCGUCCGGUCGGACCUCCUCGACAGCAGCGGCAUCCAGCUUGACGCGGAGGCGGCGGCGAGCAUGUGGGAGGCGGAGAGUGCGCGCAUCCCUUUGGGUCGCUUAGGCGAGCCGGAGGAGGUGGCGUCCCUCGUCUCCUUCCUCUGCAUGCCGGCGGCGUCCUAUAUAACCGGGCAGGUCAUGUGCGCCGACGGUGGCCGCACCGUCGCCGCCUAAUUAUGAGACCUACCUGCGCUUACUUCGCUACGUCUUCUCUGUUGCUCUGUUUGUUUCCUACUUGACAUUCGGUCUCAGAAAUAUUUCGAUUCUAUCUUUAAAAAAAAAUUCGAUUCAGGUUUCACUGAUUUCAGAUUGUAUGUUGGUCAAGACUUUUAAUUUCGAA
This is a messenger RNA of Lolium perenne, 1068 nucleotides long. RefSeq names its product noroxomaritidine/norcraugsodine reductase-like. Gene Ontology annotation, molecular function: oxidoreductase activity. The record is from RefSeq and is a predicted model, not a curated record. Lineage: Eukaryota; Viridiplantae; Streptophyta; Magnoliopsida; Poales; Poaceae.